Messenger RNA from Hippocampus comes (tiger tail seahorse), 4529 nucleotides. RefSeq names its product VPS16 core subunit of CORVET and HOPS complexes (gene vps16). Lineage: Eukaryota; Metazoa; Chordata; Actinopteri; Syngnathiformes; Syngnathidae. Gene Ontology annotation, cellular component: cytoplasm; HOPS complex; endosome. The record is from RefSeq and is a predicted model, not a curated record. Gene Ontology annotation, molecular function: actin binding. The transcript has 24 exons. Gene Ontology annotation, biological process: intracellular protein transport; vacuole fusion, non-autophagic; endosomal transport. The coding region runs from base 164 to 2668 and encodes 834 amino acids.
AACGAAGAAGAAAAGAAGAAGUCGUCUGACGGAAGUAAUCAGCUGACCAACCUUACGUUAACAGCAGUGAAAAACAAUAAACUAAUGCGUACGGUAUAUGUAUCAAUAGAGACUAUAUUUGCCAGUCUGAUACGUUUAGGUGUCAUCGGGAAGAAUAUACAGCAUGGCUCUAAUAACAGCCAACUGGAAUCCGAUGGGAGAAGCUUUUUACCGUAAAACCGAGCUGUAUGAGAUGAGUUGGAACCUGAGAGAUGGACUCAAAGACUGCUUGAUGGCGGCGGCACCUUAUGGCGGACCUAUAGCUCUCCUCAGAGAACCACUUCGACGUUCACCAAGUUGUCGUCCUCAGUUGGAGAUUUAUUCUGCUUCCGGUGUUGCCAUUGCCAGUUUUCCGUGGAAAAGCGGACCUGUGAUCCAGCUGGGUUGGACAGUGUCGGAUGAGUUGUUGUGUAUUCAAGAAGAUGGUUCAGUUCUGAUUUAUGACUUGUUUGGAUCCUUCAAGAGACACUUCAGCAUGGGACAGGAAGUGGUGCAGUCUCAGGUCUUAGAAGCCAAGGUGUUCCAUUCUCCCUACGGAACAGGUGUCGCCAUCAUAACGGGAUCUUUUCGCUUCACCCUGGCAACCAACAUCACUGAUUUAAAACUUAGGAGGUUACCCGCCGUCCCAGGCCUGCAGGCGGCGCCGUCCUGUUGGGUUGUCCUCACGCAAGACCGCCAGACCAAAGUAUUGUUGGCCACUGGAUCUGAACUCUACAUCCUGGACAAUACUUCCUGCACCUCUGUGUGUGCUCCAGGACUCAGUCCUCAGACGGGCAACAUCCUCCAUAUGUCGGCGUCAUUCAAUUACAAAUAUCUUGCUCUCUUCACGGACACCGGACACCUGUGGACUGGCUUAGCUCAGCUUCAGAGCAAGCUGAGUGAGGUCGACACCAAAGUGAGGAUGCCACCCAAACAGAUGGUCUGGUGUCGCAGACCAAAAUCCCAGCAACCAUCUGUGGUGAUGGUGUGGGACCACCUCCUCCUGGUGGCCGGAGUGUGCAACGACAUCAUCCAAUUCCCACUCGACAGUCGAUGCGUUUGUGUCGGCGAGCUGGAUGGCGUUCGGAUCAUCAGUUCAAUCAAUCAGGAGCUGCUGCAGGAGGUUCCGGUCGUCUGUCAGGACAUCUUUAAAAUCGCUUCCAUGGCGCCUGGGGCGUUGCUGCUGGAAGCCCAUCGCGAGUAUGAGAAGUCCAGUCAAAAGGCUGAUGAGUACCUGCGGGAAAUCAAGGAGCAAGGAAUGCUGGCAGAGGCGGUUCGACAGUGCGUUGAGGCGGCAGGACAUGAAUACGACUCCAACACCCAGAAGUCUCUGCUCCGGGCGGCAUCCUUCGGGAAAUGUUUCCUGACAGACUUCAGUCCGGAGCAUUUUGUAGCCACCUGUCGAGAGCUACGCGUCCUGAAUGCCGUCAGAGAGUGCAGCGUGGGUCUGCCACUCACGCACACGCAAUUCAAACAGAUGACCCUGCAGGUGCUGAUCGACAGGCUGGUGUACCGUCAGUUCUAUCAGUUGGCGAUAGAAAUCUGCCGUUACCUGAAGAUUCCGGAUUUUCAGGGGGUCAGCAGGGUUCUCAAGCACUGGGCUGCGUGUAAAGUCCAGCAGAAGGAACUCUCGGAUGAGGCCAUAGCCAGGGCGGUGUGCCUGAAGGUGGGGGACUCCCUGGGUGUGUCGUACUCGCACAUCGCUGCCAAAGCCUUUGAAUGUGGCCGAACAGAGCUCGCCAUCAAGCUGUUGGACUCGGAGGCUCGGUCCGGCGAGCAGGUUCCUCUUUUGUUGAAGAUGAAGAGGAGUCAGCUGGCUCUCAGUAAAGCUGUCGAGAGCGGAGACACCGACCUGGUUUACAUGGUUGUCACUCACCUGAAGAAUGAGAUGAACAGAGGAGAUUUCUUCAUGACGCUCAGAAACCAACCUGUCGCUCUGAGUCUCUACAGACAAUUUUGUAAACUGCAGGAACAAGAAACUCUGAGGGAUCUUUAUAACCAGGAUGACGACCAUCAGGAGCUGGCCAACUAUUAUGUCGCCACCAGUUACAGAGAGAAGAGAUUAGACAGCCGUCUGUCCCACCUGCAGAGUGCCGUUGACGAAUACAAUAAAGCCAAAAAUGAGUUUGCUUCCAAGGCCACCGAAGACGAGAUGCGCCUCCUCCGUUUCCAAAAGAAACUGGAUGAUGAGAAGGGCGCCGGCCUUAUGGGCUUGUCGCUCCAGGCAACCAUGGAAACUCUGCUAAUGUUGGGACUCUACAAGCAGACGGAUCAACUUUAUCGAGACUUCAAAGUACCCGACAAGAGGUAUUGGUGGUUGAAACUUAAGUCUUUAGCAGAGAAGGAGGAGUGGGAAGAGUUAGAGAAGUUCUCCAAGAGUAAAAAGUCCCCAAUAGGGUACCUGGCCUUUGUGGAGGUCUGCAUCAAGAAAAAUAACAAAUAUGAGGCCAAGAAGUACAUUUCCAGAGUGACGCCCGAGCAGAAGGUCAAAGCUCACCUGGCCGUCGGCGACCUCGAAGGGGCUGCAGACGCAGCGAUCGAACGCAGGAACGAAGCAGAAAUAUCGGCGGUGCUCGCAAGAUGCUCCGCCUCGGAUCGCUUGUUGACCGACAGGUUAAAUCGAGCCAAGUUGUCCACUGCCAAAAAGUGACCUGAAAGUCCCCGUGUGUGCCAGUUAUCUCGGCCGCCACCUUGACCCGAUAUAAUUGGUUGAAGGAGCCCCUCACUACAUUGCUAUUGCCAGGCAAGUUUUGGAUUUGCUCACUUGAUUGGCUUUGACAGUUAUCGACAUUAUGUAGCAGUCGAAUUGUAUCGUUACUCCCAGCCAAUCAGUGCACAAUCACGAGUGUCAAACUCGAGGCCCGGUGGCUGAUCGGGAUGCCGCGUCUUUUUUCCAUUGGGCCCACGAAAGCAAAUGCGUCUUGCCCAGAUGUCGCAGUUGUACCGUGAUUGCAAUUUGUCUCGACUGAGCAGAUUCCACAAGCGGUAUUUUUUUCCUUAACAUUAUUUGAAUAAUAAGUCAUACUUAUUUGCUUGCCAUAAUGUUUCAUGACUUCUGAUAUCAAAUUUAUUUUUAACAAUAUAAAUACAAAUCAAAAUAUACAAUUGUGCACAGUAUGUGAAAUAAUGACACUUUUGUUCCAAAACGGCCCUCUGAAAGAAAUUGUCAAUAUGAUGUGGCAAAUGCCAAAAAUGAGUUUGACUUCCCCUCGUGUUGAAAAAUACGAACACAUUUCUUACAAAUUACCGUCAUUGCAAUGGCAAUUAAUCAUGUAGUUGUCGCCGACGCUAGAUGACGUAACCCGCAACAUUGAGCCACGCUUGGCACUUGACAGUGCAUAGCUCAUCUUAACCAUGAUAGUCAAAUGUGUCAUUAUUUGUCACAAUGCUAAAAUAUUUCAUGUUUGCUGCCGACAAUGCUCAAGUCUUCUGUAAAUAACGUGUGUGAUUAAACCAGUGUGUGUUCGUUGAGUCUUGUCAUCUUCAUCGAGCUCACAAAAGGUGUUUGUGAGCGACAUCAAUGGGCAGAAAUGACAUCCUCAAGCUAAUUGCUCUGACAGUGGGUCGGUCGGCCUUGGCUCAAUCAAGUUUGCGGGACCAACCUUUAGUGAACAAUCAAAACAAAUAACGGCGAGCAUUUUAGCGUUGUAUCAACGUGUUUUUAUUUAUUUACAAGCAAAUAUAGACUCGACAACAGGAACGACGACAAAAACUGGAGACUCUACAAAAUGUAGAAAACUUGUGCUCUUUUGUGUUCAUGUUAACGUUUUGAAUGAAAAAGAUGAGGGCAGCGUUGGGUGGGGUCUCUGAUGGGAAAGAAAUAAGCAGGCGGGAAACGGGUUGGUCUGAUCGGGGGUUGUUCGAGGCGCGGGGUGGCCUCCUCAGCGAGGAAGUCGCGUAGAAAACAGAAACGUGUGAUUCUGUGUGGUUGUUUCGUGCGAGGCGAGUCAGAAAAGUUGGUGGCACAACUCGCGAGUUUUCUCAACAAGGAAUGAAGCAAACGUUGCAGACGAGUUAGUUGAUCGUCUGGCCUAUUUCGAACCAGAAAUGUCGUUUUGUGGAUGUGAAAUACAUAAUUUGUGACAUCUCGUCUUGUAACUUUGCUGACGCACUUCAUAUGUCCUAGCUAGUUAAGACUUGAGGUGAAUGAAAGAAUUGUUCAUGAUUCAUAACAAUAAGUUACAGAUCAUUUGUUUCAAUUUUUUUGUGGUGCUUUGUUCGCUGGAUUUUACAACGUGUCAUUGAAUGUAAUCUGAAGUGACAUUUGGUCGCUAACAGUUGAAAAUACAGCACAAACCAGUAAUAGGACCCUGUACGCGUUUCACUUAACAAAUCUCCCGAGUCCGACCAAAAAUUCUGGCUCACUCGCAAGAUUCCAAAAAAGCUUUUACUACAACACUCACAUAUACUUGUACAAAAUCUUGUGGGACUCAGUCGGGGGCCGCAAGAUAUCAGCAUGUGCUUUUCGUUGCUUUUUAAGGUCCGCUGCAGAGCUCAUCGACCACCCUCCC